Messenger RNA from Trichobilharzia szidati, 2177 nucleotides. NCBI's taxonomy places the organism in Eukaryota, Metazoa, Platyhelminthes, Trematoda, Strigeidida, Schistosomatidae. The record is from the annotation of a GenBank genome assembly.
AGGUUCCAGUUUGGCUAACUCAAACAUGAUCGGAAUGCAUUUCUUGAAGCUGUGAAAAGUUUGCUAUCAGUUCUAUUCCUAACCCUUGAAUAACUUUCACAACAUAUCAAUUCUGUAUGCAUAUGUGCAAGCAUUUAUUAAACUGACUAUCAAUUCAAAUGGCUUCUUUUCAAAAGUCGCUUGAAAAUCUCAAUGAAGGUACUGUAUGCAUUUGUGUCUGUGUUAGCCUUUGGUUGCUGUUGAUCGCUGCUAGAAUGGACAAUAUCUUAAUGAUCCCUUAUUGGGCCAUAUUUCUACCACUUUGGUUAUGGAAAACUAUUGUUUUUGUUGGUUGGUUAGUUGGUUUAAUAGUUUGGUGUAAGCAUUGGAGAAUUCAUGUCGAAGAUUUAGACCGUAGUUCUUUUGUUGUUAAUGAAGAUCCUGCUUUACCUUAUAUUCAGGCAAUGUCUGUAUCAGCAUUUUUCCAUUUUCUUAUAAUGUGUUCUGAAGUGUUGUUAUGUAUUCAUCUCUCAGUUGCAUCAUCUAAUCUUAGCUACUUAACUAUUUUGUCACCAUUGCUAGUUGUAGGCACUUUGGGAGUGUUUGGAUUUCUUUUUGUUAUGAUCGACUCAAGAGCGACGUUCUCAGCAAACUCACGACGUCGAAGACAACAUCAAACAAGGUCUUUAACCAAUAACAAUAAUAGCAAUAGUCCAGAUCCUUUCGUUGUUAUGCCACGUUCACGUCAUGUAUGCUCUUUUACAUUGGAAUUGUGCAUUGCUGCUAAUCUGUUACAACUUCUAUUCUUGAUUGCUCGACUUGAUAGUUGGAUUCGUUCUAACUGGAUUGUUACUUUUAUUCCCUCGUUCAUCUUGUUAGCGAUGGGGUUUUUAUUCUGUUUAGCAGGACUAACGGUUGCACUGAUUACAUAUUUUACAGCUUUUUUUAUUCCUGUAGCCCAACGUAGAUUAUCUGUAUGUUAUUAUGCUUCACAUUUGUUAGUAGUUAUUUUCCUGUGUACUUCACUGAUACUGUUAGGCUUAAGACUUGAUGGCUAUCUUUCUGCUUCAAAAGGUAGUGCGUUAUUAAUAUGUAUUCCUGUAUUAGUCAGUAUGUUCUUGUAUGCUUCAUUAUCAUCUGGUCCUGGAAAUCCUUGGUGGUUUGGAUUAAAUCGUAAUGUACUCCUUGCAAUAUUUGAAUCUUGUCCAACCUUACAACUUUGUGCCAAUAAUCGUAUUAGUAAAACUGGUUUGUGGAGAAUAUCUCGAUAUCAUGGGGAUAAUGGUGAUGUGAAUAAUACAACAACAACAACGACAACAGUGAAUUCAUAUCACUCAAAUGCACCAGAAGUUCAGUUCAUUACUCCUCCACCGCCUAUUAUUCCUAAUUCAUCUAAUAUUUCCGAGGUUUCUAAUCUGCACAAUAUAAAACCUUGUCCAAAUUGUACAAUUGGUUGUUGUAGUUGGUGUUCAACAAAUAACCCGAAAAAUAUCAACUGGCCAAAUACUAGCCUUACAACAGAUGCUUCUCAUUUUCACAAUUCCUAUUAUUAUUCAGAGCGUCUACUUCAUCCUGAUUAGUUGCUAUCAAGUGAUGUCGUCGCAUACUUGCAAAAUAUUAUCCCACUUUCAUUUUGUUGUUGGUGUUGUUGUUAGUCGUUAGUUUAGUCUAUCUAUCUAUAACUUGUAUUCAUAUAUCCAUACAUACAUACACACAUACAUGUAUAUUAACGAAGCAUUUCACCCUGUCACUUGUUUUUGUAUAUUCCUGUGUAUCUGCGUAAUUUAUUCUUUCAUCUUACUGUGUCUACUGUAUGUAGUGACUUGUGUAAGAGGCUGAUUAGUCUCCUGUUGGUUUCUUUUAUUUAUUUAUAUAUUUAUUUAAAUAUUCUUAUUUAUUUUUAGCUCAUAUUAUUUUUAUUAUUUCAUUAGUGAAAGAUUUAAACUAAAUUGUAAAGUAGUUUAUUUGGCGCCAUAUUCAAAUAUUUCUGUCCCUCUUCUUCUUUUCUGAAUUGAUCCAUGUUCGCUUAAACGUGUAUUCAAGAUAUGUACAUGUAAGACAGUUCAUAUUUCAUUGUACACUUAAGGUUUGUUGUCACAUUAAUCUAUGCAGCAUAUAGUGUGUUUGUAUGCGUUUGUAUUUAGUUAGUCAUAUUAAUUUAUUUGAUGUAUUUAUUUUGUGAUACUACUUCAUUCAUG